Messenger RNA from Penicillium cinerascens, 4785 nucleotides. RefSeq names its product transcriptional regulator SIN3. NCBI's taxonomy places the organism in Eukaryota, Fungi, Ascomycota, Eurotiomycetes, Eurotiales, Aspergillaceae. Gene Ontology annotation, cellular component: chromatin; Sin3-type complex. Gene Ontology annotation, molecular function: transcription corepressor activity. Gene Ontology annotation, biological process: negative regulation of transcription by RNA polymerase II. The record is from RefSeq and is a predicted model, not a curated record. The coding region runs from base 1 to 4785 and encodes 1594 amino acids. The transcript is spliced from 7 exons.
AUGAACUCUGGGAACGAUAGCUGGCACUCCCCUGCUGGUGGGCCUCCGUCGCACCCUGGCAUGGAUCAGAUGAACCAACAGAGGCCCUUGGGGUCUUUCAGUCAAAAUCCUCCGAAUCAAGGCCCGGGCUCACAGCCCUCCGGGCCUGUCCUCCCCCCUCCAGGCGGCCCCUACCAUCCCUCCGGACAGUCGGGCGGACACUCCCUCCCCGGCCUGGCAGAAUUGAGCCAGAGCCACGGGGCUCCGCACCAACCGACCUACGGACAGCACCCGCAGGGCCCGUCUCACGGUUCCGGUCACUCUCUCCCUGGUAUCGGCCAGGCCAUGCAACAUGCAUCUCCCCAGUCUCUGAACCGCGAGCGCGAGCGGGACUCAAGGGAACGCGAGAUCCUUGAACGCCAGCGCCAGGAAGAGAUGGCCCACCGGGAGCGUGAGCAGCGCGAGCGCGAACAGAUGGAGCGCCAGCAGAUGGAGCGCCAGCGCGAUCACCACCCGGUUCAGAGCCACACGGGCUCCAUUCCCCUACACCAGCCGGUCGCCUCGAAGGUCCCGAAUUCGAUCCACGGCCCAAAUGGUCUCCUUUCGAGUCUCGGUAACAACCCACCCAAUGGUCCUCAGGGAAAUGUGCAGUCUUCCGGUGGUCCAGCCAGCCUCUUCGGCCCGCAGAUGUCGCAGCACGGCGAGGGUACACCACGGUCGUACAUGCAGCACCCGGGUGCCCCGCCCAUGAUGGGCUAUAACGGACAAGGACAGCAAAUUCCUGGAAAUGUGGCGGCCCUCGCCCAGGGUCAGCAGCCGAUUCUGAAUGAUGCCCUCAGUUAUUUGGAUCAGGUCAAGGUACGAUUUGUCGACCAGCCUGAUGUGUACAACCGGUUUUUGGAUAUUAUGAAGGAUUUCAAGAGUCAAGCGAUUGAUACACCGGGCGUGAUUCAACGGGUGUCGACUCUCUUCAACGGCCACCCGGCCCUGAUUCAGGGGUUUAACACGUUUUUGCCUCCUGGAUAUCGCAUUGAGUGCGGUACCGAGGAUAACCCGGAUGCCAUUCGAGUUACCACACCAUCUGGCACCAACACCCUGAGCAUGCCUCGUGCGGGACGUCCUUUUGAAACUAUCACUGAAACUACGGCUCCAUCGGGAGGACUCGGUCCUCACGGCCGUACUGACUACUAUGACCAGUCACGCCCCGGAUGGCAGCAAGGCCAGCAACAGCAGGGCCAGCAGCAUGGUGCCCCUGGAUCAUACUCCCCUGGUUCUCGGAUGAUGGGCCCGGGUAUGUAUCAACAGGAAGGACAAGGUCCUGCACAGGACCCUCACUAUGGCUAUCAGAGUCAAGAGGCUCAGGGUGCCUCGGCACUGUCUCAUCAGCAGGAUCAUCGUGGUGUUGCUCAGUUGCAAGGCGCUGCUUCGGCGGCCUCUGGCAUGGGGAGACCUGGCAUGAUGCAGGUCUCCGGUGCUGGCCAAGCUGCCGGCAUGACCCAGCCUUUGAACGGUCUGGCUGGUGUUGGUGGUAUGCUCCAGAGUGGUCAUGCUGAUCUGAACAAGCGUGGACCUGUGGAAUUCAACCAUGCUAUCAGCUAUGUGAACAAGAUAAAGAACCGCUUCUCCAGCGCUCCGGAGAUCUAUAAGCAGUUCCUGGAGAUCUUGCAGACCUACCAGCGCGAGUCAAAACCUAUCCAGGAUGUCUAUGCGCAGGUCACUCAUCUGUUCAACACUGCCCCUGACCUGUUGGAAGACUUCAAGCAGUUUUUGCCAGAGUCUGCUGCCCACGCCAGACAGGUUGAGCGGCAACGCGCUCAAGAGAACAUCCCAGUCAGCGAUCUCCGCAGUGGUCCUGGCGACUUCCCGUCGCAGACGCCUAACCGUGAUGUCAAGAUGCCCCCUCUCGGCCAGUUCAAUGUGAAAGACUCUGGCAAAGAGAACAAGAAGCGCAGAGGCGCCCCUGGUAUCACAGGCUCUAUGUCCGGACCCUCGGGCGUUGAUGCCGCCCGUAUGCCUGAUGCUCAAGUUCGUGGGCAGCCGGGUUCGUUUGGCAAUCUAUCCAAGAGACAAAAGCACACCCACGGCAGGCCAUCCGGUGCUGAUAUCCCUAACGUUUCGCCUACUUUGAUUCCAGCCCUCCCUGAGCCAGUUCCGCCGACUAUGUUGACGACCCCCAGCCAAGAGGAGAUUGCUUUCUUUGACCGCGUGAAGAAGUUUAUCGCCAACAAGCAGAUUUUCAGCGAUUUCUUGAAGCUGUGCAAUCUGUACACCAACGACCUGAUUGACCGCUUCAUUCUGGUCAAGAGGGCUGAAGGUUUCAUUGGCUCCAAUGCCGAGCUGAUGAGCUGGUUCAAGCGUUUUAUGAAUGUCGAAGAGCCCGAAGACAAGACCAUCGACCCCAAGCCCAAGACAGAGGCUGGUAUGGUGAACCUUGCACACUGCCGGUCCUUGGGACCCAGCUACCGUCUGCUUCCUAAGCGUGAGCGACAAAAGGCUUGCAGUGGUCGUGAUCAACUCUGCUUCGAGGUUCUGAAUGACGAAUGGGCUUCGCACCCUACUUGGGCGUCUGAAGAUUCUGGCUUCGUUGCGCACAGGAAGAACCAGUAUGAAGAUGCUCUCCACCGCAUCGAAGAAGAUCGUCACGACUAUGAUCACCACAUCGAAGCUUGCACUCGCACAAUUCAGCUCAUCGAGCCUAUUGUCCAGCAGUUCCUCCAUAUGUCUGAAGUCGAGCGUGCCAACUUCAAGUUGCCGCCCGGUCUUGGUGGCCAGAGCGAGGCUAUCUACCAACGCGUGAUCAAGAAGGUUUAUGACCGUCAGCGUGGCGAGAAGAUCAUCCGUGAUAUGUUUGAGCGCCCUUGCCAAAUCUUACCUAUUGUCCUAUACCGCCUCAAGCAGAAGCUCGAGGAAUGGAAGGCAUGCCAGCGCGAGUGGGACAAGGUCUGGCGCGAGCAGAUGCAAAGAGCCUACUGGCGCAGUCUAGACCACCAGGCCAUCGCUACUCGCCAGACCGACAAGAAACUGUUCAUUGCUAAGAACAUUCAGCAGGAUCUACAGGCCAAGUUUGAAGAGACCCAGAGCCGUCGGAAGAGUGGUCUCAAUCCGCCCAAGUACCAGAGUCAGAUGGAGUUCAAGGAUAUGGAUGUCCUUUUGGAUGCUACCCACCUGCUCUGCUUGUACAUUGACCGGACUACCUCUGGAUUUGGCGCUGAGCCGCAGCGUCUGAUCAACUUUGUUAAGGAUUUCAUCCCUGCUUUCUUCGGCUUGGACCGUGACACUUUCCUCGAUUACAUGGAUGAGCUCUCGGUCAGCGAUACUCCUGCCGAGGAGAUGGAAGAUAACUUUGGUGCCGAUGACGUCUCGAACGCUAGCCGAAAGGUUAUUAACACGCAAAAGCUGGAUCUAUUGCGUGAGGUCCUUGAACGCCGAGUCGAGAAGGGUAAUAGCAACGGUCAGCCCAAGGAUGAUGUUCCAGCAAUUAGCCAGCAGCCUACUCCCGAUGUACGGCCCCUUUCUGCGACUGCUUCUGAGCCGGAGGAUACUUUCGAUGUUGCUGAGUUGAAGUGGAUGUCGCACCCUGACCAGGGUAACUUCAACCUGGAGCGCGCGUACACCCUCAACGAGAAGUACAAGAAGACUGUGCAUCACAUGUACUGCAACUUGAACAUCCUGUGCUUCUUGCGCACAUUUGAGAUCCUUUAUGCUCGCCUGCUGCGUAUCAAGCAGCUGGAAAGUGAAGCCCAUGAGCAGGUCCGUCGGGGUUUGCUGCCCAAGCCUGCACACGAGUUGUGCCUGAUCGAUCGCUUCCCUGGUGAUUUCUUCUACGAUGUUGAUUCCAAGGCGAAUCUCUACAAGCAGAUUGUUCGUAUGUGCGAGGAAGUCAUCAGAGGAGACAUUGACCAGCUUCACCUGGAGGAGACGCUGCGCCGCUUCUACAUGCAGAGCGGUUAUUUGUUGUACAACUUGGAACGUAUCUUCUCGUCCAUCACCAAGUUUGUGGCCUCGAUCUUUACCGGAGACUCGCGAGACCGCAGCUCAGAUAUUGCGAACUUGUUCUUCAAGGAACGAGAGAAGGAGGAAACCACCCACCACCAGGAGAUCCAGUAUCGCAAGCAGGUGGAGAGGUUGGUUAAGGAAGGCGAUAUCUAUCGCAUUACUUAUCUUCCCGCCGAGCGCCGAGUCACCAUCCAGGUGAUGUCCGCCGAAGACUCCACACUCGACAGCGAAGACCUCAGCUCUGAAGCCCGCUGGUCGUACUAUGUCACCGCCUACUCCAUGCGCGACCCAACUGAAGGUGUGCAAUUCUCCGAGAUGCGCAUGCCUUUCUUGAAGCGCAGCCUCCCAAGCAAGCUCGACGAGGAUGAGGAGUACGACCGCUAUUACCGGCGCCUCCAGCACUACGACGGGCUGAUCAUCCGCAUCUGCGCCAACAACUACACGAUCCUCUACCAGCCCCCCAGCCACGACUGGUUCUGGCGUUCCACCGCCCCAGCCAUCGACAAGGACGCCGACGCCGAGACCGUCAAGUCCAAAGAAGAGCAGCAGGCCAGGGAGAAGGCAGCUCUCCGCGAAAAGCGCCACGACCGCUUCGUGGAGAAGUUCGUCAACAAUCCCAACUGGGCGCGCGGUCUGAGCAAAGACAAGGUCGACGAGUCAAACCAGCAAUUCCGCUCCUGGCUAAACGGUACCCUAUCCAAGGAAAGCCCGACUCCUGCCGAGGAGCCCGCCACGGAAGACAAGGAAGUAACUGAGAAGAGCGAGCCGGCAGACACCGAAAUGGCCGAGGCCGAGCCCGCCGAAGCGUGA